AAUGAUUUUUUUCAUGGCGUACCUUUGGCAGGCACCAAUUGCUCACUGCCGAACAUGUUGUUUCCAUUUCCAGCAUCUCAAGCCCACCUCUAACUCUGGAAAUUCUGCGAAGAGUUUAAAAAGUGAUUGGAGGCAUUGUUUGUAAUGUUGCCGUGCCGAGCGCAUUUUUGAACUAGAGGAAUUGUCAGAGAAACUUCUGCCAUGUCUCUACUUUGUGUAAGAGUAAAGAAAGCCAAACUCCAAGGAUCUCCAGGUAAGUUCAAUAGCUAUGUGACGCUGAAGGUGCAGAAUGUCAAGAGCACCUCCAUUACCGUGCGAGGGGACCAGCCAUGCUGGGAGCAGGACUUCAUGUUUGAGAUCAACUGUUUGGACCUGGGCCUCAUUGUGGAGGUGUGGAACAAAGGCCUUAUCUGGGACACCAUGCUGGGGACUGCCUGGAUCCCCCUCAAGAGCAUCCGCCAGUCAGAGGAGGAGGGCUCAGGGGACUGGACCUUCCUGGAUGCUGAGGUUUUGAUGAAGGCUGAUGAGAUCUACGGCACCAAGAACCCAACACACCACCAGGUUCUUCUGGACUCCCACUUUGAGCUGCCCUUUGACAUCCCAGAUGACGAGGCGCAGUACUGGACCGGCAAGCUGGAUUGCAUCAACACUAUGAGGAUCUAUGAUGAGGAUGAGGUCCAGAGACGCCUCAUGCCUCCCGCUGCCUCCCAAUGCUCCCUGGAUGACCAUGACAGUGCAGUGGACGACCGGGACAGUGACUACCGCAGUGAGACCAGCAACAGUUUGCCCCCGCGCUACCAUACUACGGCCCAGCCCAACUCCUCCAUGCACCAGUACCCAAUGGGCCCCCAGCUCCAGAACCACCUGGACUCCUGCACAGACUCCAUGCACAGCUUUGACAUGGACUACAGAGACCACCGCGGGAGCAGUCCGGUAGAAAGUAGUCGCUUUGGGUCCUCUGGGAACCUGAGCCAGACCAGCUCCCAGAUUAGUGAGACAUGCCAGGAGAGUGCUCCAGGCUCAGGGCUGGAAGAGUCCUUACAGUCCUAUCACAGUACCGGCUUCCACCCCUCCAUCAAUGUCCAGCAACCUACCAAUGGACACAUCCCCAGCAAUGUUUUGGGGAAGAAGUUGGGCAGACCCUGCCUGGAUCUGGGGAAAAGCUUAAAUGGCUCGUUGAAGAAAUUAGAUCACUCAGUAGAGAAGAGAUCCAACAAACAUUUGCAAAGAAUACACUGGUUGAAGGCCAUCAACAAAGUCAGGGAUCAGCUUCAAGAGGGACAAGAUGAUGAACCCAACUCCAGACAAGCUUGGAUCAAGCCAGGCGGUGGAAGUGGUUUGUUUGGGAUUGACAGCAUGCCAGACCUUCGUAAGAGGAAGCCUAUACCCCUGGUCAGCGAUGUGUCAUUGGUCCAGGCCAGGAAGGCUGGAAUCACCUCUUCCAUGGCCGCACGCUCCUCCGUCAAAGACGAGGAGCUGAAGAACCACGUUUAUAAGAAGACCUUACAGGCUCUGAUUUACCCCAUCUCCUGCACCACGCCCCAUAACUUUGAGGUGUGGACGGCCACGACACCCACCUACUGCUAUGAGUGUGAGGGGCUGCUGUGGGGCAUCGCCCGCCAGGGCAUGAGGUGCUCCGAGUGCGGGGUCAAGUGUCACGAGAAGUGCCAGGAGCUACUGAAUGCUGACUGCCUGCAGCGUGCUGCGGAGAAGAGUUCAAAGCAUGGGGCUGAGGAUCGUACCCAGAACAUCAUCAUGGCCAUGAAGGACCGCAUGAAGAUCAGGGAGAGGAACAAGCCGGAGAUCUUUGACGUGAUCCGGGAUGUGUUUCUCGUCAGCAAGGCGAUCCACGCUCAGCAGAUGAAGACCAUCAAACAGAGUGUACUGGACGGAACCUCCAAGUGGUCGGCCAAGAUCACCAUCACAGUGCUGUGUGCCCAGGGACUGCAGGCCAAAGAUAAGACGGGUUCCAGCGACCCCUAUGUCACGGUCCAGGUGGGCAAGACCAAGAAGAGGACCAAGACCAUCUACGGUAACCUCAACCCUGUCUGGGAGGAGAACUUCCACUUCGAGUGUCAUAACUCGUCGGACCGUAUCAAGGUGCGUGUGUGGGACGAGGAUGAUGACAUCAAGUCCCGGGUGAAACAGCGUCUGAAGAGAGAGUCAGAUGACUUCCUGGGUCAGAGCAUCAUCGAGGUCCGCACGCUCAGCGGAGAGAUGGACGUCUGGUACAACCUGGAGAAGAGGACAGACAAGUCAGCCGUGUCUGGGGCCAUCCGUCUCCAGAUCAGUGUGGAGAUCAAGGGAGAGGAGAAAGUAGCUCCCUACCACGUCCAAUACACCUGUCUACACGAGAACCUGUUCCACCACUCAACAGACAUUCUGGGCCAGGGGAUAGUAAGGAUCCCCGAUGCUAAAGGAGACGAUGCCUGGAAGGUGUACUUUGACGAGGUGUCACAGGAGAUAGUGGAUGAGUUCGCCAUGCGCUACGGGAUCGAGUCCAUCUACCAGUCCAUGACAAACUUUGCCUGCCUCUCCUCUAAGUACAUGUGUCCUGGUGUUCCCGCUGUGAUGAGCACCCUGCUCGCCAACAUCAAUGCCUUCUACGCCCACACUACCGCUUCCACCAACGUCUCUGCCUCUGACCGCUUUUCCGCCUCCAACUUUGGAAAAGAGCGCUUUGUCAAGCUCUUGGAUCAACUCCACAACUCCUUACGCAUUGACCUCUCCACAUACAGGAACAACUUUCCUGCGAGCAGUAAGGACCGUCUCCAAGACCUCAAGUCCACUGUAGACCUCCUGACUAGCAUCACCUUCUUCAGGAUGAAGGUCCAGGAACUGCAGAGUCCCCCCAGAGCCAGUCAGGUGGUGAGGGACUGUGUCAAGGCCUGUCUCAACUCCACCUACGACUACAUCUUCAACAACUGCCAGGAGCUGUACAGCCGCCAAUACCAGCUGCUGGACACACACAAAGAGGAUCUUCCCCUGGAGGAGCAGGGCCCCAGCAUCAAGAACCUGGACUUCUGGCCCAAACUGAUCACCCUCAUCGUCUCCAUCGUAGAGGAGGACAGGAACUCCUACACACCCGUCCUCAGCCAGUUCCCUCAGGAGCUGAAUGUGGGGAAGGUGUGUGCUGAGGUCAUGUGGAUGCUGUUCUCCCAGGACAUGAAGUAUGCCAUGGAGGAGCAUGAGAAACACCGGCUGUGUAAGAGUGCUGACUACAUGAACCUGCACUUCAAGGUCAAGUGGCUGUACAAUGAGUAUGUGAAAGACCUGCCAAACUUCAAUAGCGUUGUCCCCGACUACCCAUCGUGGUUCUUACAGUUUGUGCUGCAGUGGCUGGAUGAGAAUGAGUACGUUUCCAUGGAGUUCAUGCACGGAGCUCUGGAGAGAGACAAGAAAGAUGGAUUCCAGCAGACAUCUGAGCAUGCUCUUUUCUCCUGCUCUGUGGUGGACGUCUUCACCCAGCUCAACCAGAGCUUUGAGAUCAUCAAGAAACUGGACUGCCCUGACCCCAAGGUCAUGGCUCACUACAGCCGACGAUUCGCCAAGACUAUUGUCAAAGUUCUUCUGCAGUACAGUGCCAUUCUGACCAAGAGCUUCCCCUCCUACUCUGACAAAGAGAAGAUUACGUGUGUACUGAUGAAUAAUGUGCAGCAGUUGCGGAUCCAGCUGGAGAAGAUGUUUGAGUCCAUGGGUGCCAAACGGCUGGACACAGACGCUAGUGACCUCCUGAACGAGCUUCAGGUCAAGCUGAACAAUGUGCUGGAUGAGCUGAGUACCACAUUUGGAAACAGUUUCCAGGUCCAUAUUGAUGACUGUAUGAGACAGAUGGCCUCUCUGCUCUAUCAGAUCAAGGGCCCAGUCAACGCCAACAGCCACAACGUGGUGGAGGCCGACUCCGACAACAUGCUGCGGCCACUCAUGGACUUCUUGGAUUCAAAGUUGACGCUGUUUGCCUCGGCGUGUGAGAAGACGGUUCUGAAGCGGGUUCUGAAGGAGCUGUGGAGGAUUGUGAUGAGCAGCCUGGAGAAGACCAUUGUCCUUCCGCAAGGAAAUGGCACUUUUGGGGCUCAGAUCCUGUCUGCAGCCAAGGAACUGGGACAGCUCUCCAAGCUCAAGGAUCACAUGGCAGGAGAGGCCAAAAGCCUGACACCUAAACAGUGUGCUGUCAUCGAUAUAGCACUGGACACAAUCAAGCAAUACUUCCAUGCUGGAGGAAACGGUCUGAAGAAAGCUUUCCUGGAGAAGAGUUCUGAGUUGACCUCACUACGCCACGCUCUGUCCCUCUACACACAGACCACAGACACACUCAUCAAGACCUUCGUCACAACACAACACGCACAAGGCUCAGGAGUGGACAAGCCAGUCGGAGAGAUAUCCAUACAGAUUGACCUAUUCACCCAUCCUGGGACUGGGGAGCACAAAGUCACUGUCAAAGUGGUGGGAGCCAAUGAUCUGAAGUGGCAGACGUCUGGGAUGUUCCGGCCCUUUGUGGAGAUCACCAUGAUCGGACCCCACCUCAGUGACAAGAAGCGCAAGUUCCAAACCAAGUCCAAGAACAACAGCUGGGCGCCCAAGUUCAACGAGACCUUCCACUUUGUCCUGGGCAACGAGGAUGGCUUUGAGUGCUACGAACUUCAGAUGUGUGUGAAGGACUACUGCUUUGGUCGUGCUGACCGGGUGGUGGGCAUGGCUGUGAUGCAGCUGAGGGACGUGGCAGAGAAAGGCAGCGUGGCGUGCUGGUGCCCUCUGGGCCAGAGUAUCACCAUGGAUGAGACAGGCCUCACCGCCAUGCGCAUCCUCUCCCAGCGUUCAAACGACGAGGUGGCCAAGGAGUUCGUCAAACUCAAGUCUGAGAUACGUUCUGCAGAGGAGGGCAGAUGAGGUCUCCCUAAAGGAGGGGAGGAGUGUGAAGGGCCUCUAGUAAAGACAAGUGGAGAGGGAUGGGAGAACCUUUAUCACAGAAGGAAAGCCGCUCGACUUUGGACUAAUAAUGUUUCCUGGCUGCUACUGGCUGUUUGAUGGACACUGGUUCACCAACAUACGGUCACUAUUUAUCACACUCACCUUAUGAAUCUCUCACUCACUAUAUCAUUCACACACAUAGUUUCUCUUUCACUAAGUGGUUAUUACACACACUCACACGAUACUGUACUUCCUGUGGGUCUGCCAGUCUUGCACUAUGGACAUGCCAUGGGCUUUAUGUGCCAGUCACCUCCCUGCCAGCCUGUAUGUACUUCAAUACAGGGUCUCAUCCCACAAAUGUUUGUCAUGUGCAAUACCCCCCCAACUGUGGCCGUACGAUUGAUGCCUUACACUUUGGAAGCUGUGAAUGUUUGAAGUUUAGACUGUAACCUAUAGUACAAAAUUGUUUAUUUAUCUUCCUCAAUCUCACUUUAGUGUUCUUCAGGAUCCGUGUUGAAGUCUCAUCGAUGCUACUUUAAGGGUCCAAACACGGGAUGUCUUGUUAAUGUUGGUGCAUCGGUCAAGGUAGAUUCACCUGGUUUCUAUCCUUUUGACUUCUACCACAUGUCAAGUAUCCUGCUCUUAAAUAUAGUGUAAAAAUACAUUGGUUUCUGCUGUAGAAAUGGAAAGUGUUUUUGGGGGGGGGGGGGGUUGCAUUGAAAGUGGUGCCUUGUGGUGUUUCUGAAGUGAUUUUACAUUUGAGUCAUCCACCUAUUUUCUGACUUGAGGUACUGUAAUGCGAACAGCACUCAAUGUAAAGUGUUGUAAGUUAUGUGUGCCCUGCCAGAAAUUGGGCUCUCAUUCCUGACCCAUUAAUCCCGUAAGUGUACAGUGUUGACAAUACACAUUGAAUUAGUAUUUUCUAUAAUGCUUUUGAGUCUAAAUUCAAUCAAACCAAGCUAUGAGGGGUGGCCAGUCCUCUUCUGACUGUGCUGGGUGGAGAUAAAUUGACAUCAACAUCGUCAACCCAAGGGAUGCCUUCAAUAGAGAGAGAAACUUCCAUUAUGGAUAGAUGGAGAUGUGAGCAUGUUUAAUCGCUUAUUACAGUACAUCAAAGUGCAGUGGUGUAUGGAGGGCCCUGUCUUAAACUUUGUAUUCACUAGGAAAUAACCCUGGCGAAGACAUUUAAAACAUGUUUUACAAACAUUUGGCUAAUCUUGCCAACCCUCUAUGACACACCCCUUUUAUUUAUCGUUUUUUUGAAUGUAUUUAUUCCAGAUGACGAAUGGGGUCUACUAUUGCAAAAACAAAGAGGGCUACUAGAUAGCAUUUGAGUAUUGUUUGCAGUGGUUGUUUUGAAUGGCUUUGUGCUACAGUACCCUACAGAUACUAACUGGACCUACAGGAUAUUUUGGGACCAGAGGAGUUUAAACAGUUUUUGUCUCCGUUGAGGAAAAAAAAAUAUUUUCCAGCUAUGUUUCCUUGUAUCUCUGAGUGGCCUUGCUACUGUGAUGAUAAUAGAAGCUGUCUAUUUAAUACCUGUUUUACCCCUUAUUUUCUGUGUAUUUCUUUUGUUGAACAACAAUAGAGGAUUGGUCAAUUUGCCCGAAAUCAACUGUAUUUAAUCAUUUUGAAGGAUUUAUAUUUGUUUAAUAUUUGUUGAGAUGUAGUUAUUCUCUUAGUCUUUUUUAAAUUUGACAUUGAAAAUGUGUGUAAACCUUUUUUGGAAACAAUAAUGGUGGAGCUGUUCGGUACUGUAUCAAUUCGCUUAAGGUGUGAUGCAUGCCAGUCAACUUCCUCAUAGAAAUGAGGGGAGAAAAAAAUCACACUCGUACUGAAAAUAUUUUUGUAUUUGUCAAGUAACACUGCCAUUGUACAUACAAUUAUAGUCUGUUUGUUGAAUAGGAAACCACUGCAAAAUCACACACUGCAGAAGUUAUAUCUGGGCUUUAUAUACAGUAUCUACUGUACCAACAUGAAGUCCUACAUCUUUUGGGCUGUUGAUUUAGGGAAAAAUGUCUACCUUUAAGGAAGGCACUGCCACUUAACAUUACAUGUUCCUUGUGCCAAGCUGUCCCCAAUUGUUCACUUUUUAUCAUUUCAUUCUGUUUUUAAUACAUUGUUUUUUUUAAACUUGUGAACUUUUGCACUACUAUUAAAUCACCACAAUAGUUAGCACGUAUAGUAUAUCAGUCAAAGUACUAUUGUGAAGUUUUAUUUGUAUUAUUGCUACUGGAUAACAUUUGGUAUUGAUCAUUUACAAUGUGUACAUUCCAAUUUAUGAAUUUUGUAUAAAGUAUAAAGUAUUUAACAAAUA
Messenger RNA from Oncorhynchus masou masou (cherry salmon), 7225 nucleotides. RefSeq names its product protein unc-13 homolog B-like. The transcript is spliced from 38 exons. NCBI's taxonomy places the organism in Eukaryota, Metazoa, Chordata, Actinopteri, Salmoniformes, Salmonidae. Gene Ontology annotation, biological process: dense core granule priming; presynaptic dense core vesicle exocytosis; neuromuscular junction development. Gene Ontology annotation, cellular component: plasma membrane; presynaptic active zone cytoplasmic component; synaptic vesicle membrane. The coding region runs from base 202 to 4887 and encodes 1561 amino acids. The record is from RefSeq and is a predicted model, not a curated record. Gene Ontology annotation, molecular function: syntaxin-1 binding; calmodulin binding; calcium ion binding.